CCUCGAUCGUCCCGCCCCUCGACGACCACGCCCUCCGAUUGGCGGCUCGUCAAUCGUCCCGCCCGCUGAUUGGCCCACCGGCCGCCCGGCCCGCUCCCUCCCUUCGGCGCGCGGCCCCCGGAAGUGACGUCGAGAGCCGCUCGCCUGCAGCGCAGAUGGCGCAGCGAGCGAUGCUGAGGAGGGUCCUGGGCUCCCCGUGGUGCCGGAGGGCCGCCCCGGCGCUCCCCCGGCCCGGGAACACCGCGCCCGCCGCCCGCGCCCUCCUGCUCCGGCCCGGCCCGACUAUGAACAGGACGCCCCCGCCGGCCCCCCGCCGCUCAGCCGCUACCAUUUACAACACGGCCCCCGCCGUCACCUUCCACAUCCAGGACGGGCCCGACUUUCAAAACCGCGUCGUCAACAGCCAGACCCCCGUCGUCGUCGAUUUUCACGCCCAGUGGUGCGGGCCCUGCAAGAUCCUUGGACCGCGGUUAGAAAAGAUGGUGGCCAAGCAGGAAGGGAAGGUCCUGAUGGCCAAGGUGGACAUUGACGACAACACGGAUCUUGCCAUUGAGUAUGAGGUUUCCGCCGUGCCGACCGUGCUGGCCAUCAAGAACGGAGACGUGGUGGACAAGUUCGUGGGGAUAAAGGACGACGACCAGCUGGAGGCGUUCCUUAAGAAGCUCAUCGGCUGCUGAGCCCGCGGGGCCGCCAGUAGAACUUGCUAGCCGUCUCUUCGGACCUAACCUCCCUCGCCCCGCCCAAACCACUGUCUUCCUAGCCCUCCUGGCCACCCCGUGGGCUUCCCCGGGGGGAGGCAAGAGAAGGCCCCCCGUCUCCCGGCGCGGGAGAUGAAAGCGAAUGUGCUUCCUAAGAUGGGACUACAGGAGACUGGCAGAAAGGGGGAAAAUGCCGCUACUGCCGUCUUGGGGAAUGGGCGGCCGGGGACUUCUCUCUGAAGUGGCCGGAGAGAUCUCUCCCUCGUGGCUUGGCUUACUAGCAGGGUCGUCCUAUUUUUGCUGUGAAACCUUUUCCCCUCCUCUCUCCUCCCCCCGGCUCCUAUUCAAACCAGACAGGUGUGGCAGCAGAAACUGGGUGGGUGAGGUGAGGACGAGUCUCUCUUUCUCUCUCCUCUCCCCCCCAAGCCCUUUUCCCCGUAAGAUCCCAAGCCUUGAACGUACCCGGUGACCAGAUGCAGCCAGUCCGUCCCUUUUGUCAGCAGGAGGUCAAGUCCAAUAAAACUCUGGGUUUUGCAUCGUCAAAUAA
This is a messenger RNA of Tachyglossus aculeatus (Australian echidna), 1245 nucleotides long. It is a transcript of the gene TXN2, whose product is annotated as thioredoxin 2. Bases 156 to 677 code for a protein of 173 amino acids. Gene Ontology annotation, cellular component: mitochondrion. Gene Ontology annotation, molecular function: protein-disulfide reductase activity. The record is from RefSeq and is a predicted model, not a curated record. Gene Ontology annotation, biological process: cell redox homeostasis. The transcript is spliced from 4 exons. NCBI's taxonomy places the organism in Eukaryota, Metazoa, Chordata, Mammalia, Monotremata, Tachyglossidae.